GGCAGCACGGUCACUCCUCUCGUUGACUCGCAGGACGAGAGGUGCAUCUGGGGCUGGCAGAUCGAAGACAAGAAGGGGAAGAAACCCUCGAAUUUUCGACGUGAUUGAUCUCAGCUCAUCCAAAGAUCUCGAGUCAUCGGAAGCUGCACGUCUUUUCCGCAUCCUUGUUCCCUUGCAGCUUCGAUUUUGAAUCGAUUUCAAGAUUUCCAGCUCCUUUUCCCAGAAAUUUUGAACUACGGAUUGGGGAAUCGCGGAAAGGCUUGAUCUUUGUCCAGUUUCGUGUAGGAAUCCAACCUUGUCGAAGGGUUAUGGCCCGAAGGCCGUGGUUAAAGUUGCUGGUUUUGAUUGGAUUGUUUGCCUUUUCCGAGGGAAGAGAAAUUAAACUUGCCGAUGAGGAUGGGGCUUCUCUCUACAACCGUACUCUAGCUAAGAUGCUCGUGGAGUAUGCUUCUGCUGCUUACAUCACAGAUCUGACGGCACUAUUCACAUGGACCUGCUCAAGGUGUAAUGAUUUGACGAAGGGGUUUGAGAUGCUAGAACUGAUUGUUGAUGUCCAGAACUGCUUACAGGCAUUUGUGGGAGUUGCUCAUGAUCUGAAUUCCAUCAUUAUUGCAUUCAGAGGCACCAUUGAAAACAGUAUGAGGAAUUGGAUUGAGGAUUUGUUCUGGAAGCAACUUGACUUGAAUUACCCAGGUGUACAAGGUGCAAUGGUGCACCAUGGGUUUUAUUCUUCUUACCACAACACUACUCUGCGUCAUGGGAUUCUAAGUGCUGUUCGAAAGAUUAAGGAGUCAUAUGGAAAAAUCCACAUAAUUAUUACAGGGCAUUCGUUGGGAGGGGCUCUGGCAUCAUUUUGUGCACUCGAUCUUACUGUCAACCAUGGAGUACAAAAUGUUCAGCUUAUGACCUUUGGACAGCCUCGCAUAGGAAAUGCUGCUUUUGCCACCUACUUCAACAAACAUGUUGCAGAUGCAGUUCGUGUGACCCAUGAGAAUGAUAUAGUGCCACACUUGCCACCAUAUUACUCCUAUUUCUCACAAAAGACAUACCAUCAUUUUCCAAGAGAGGUAUGGCUUCGUGACAUUAAAGUGGAUGGCCUAGAAGACAUGGUGGAGAAGAUUUGUGAUGAAUCUGGAGAAGACCCUUCUUGUUGCAGUAGAUCUGUUUACGGGAGAAGUAUAUGGGACCAUCUUAAGUAUUAUGGUGUCGAACUACAAGCUGAUACAUGGGGCUCUUGUAGAAUGUUGAUGGAUAAUAGUGUUCUACAAUACUAUAUAGAGUACAAUGGUGGCAUCAUCUUGUCCAGGGAUCCUUCUACUCCAUCACAUUUGAAACUAAAUUCACCUCCAGAUACCAGUCGCAGCACCAUGUAGAAUUCAUUCAUCGGUAAAAUAUCCCAACCAAAGCUCGUAAAAUAGGUGUUGAUGGCUAUAUGCCUGUAUAUAGUGGACAUCAUCAAGUUCAUUGUGUUCAUGGGAAGAAUGUAUAUAUGCACCCCCUUUUGAACCAAUGUGUUUAAGGUAAAUAUUGGUUGGUGUAUCUUAAUGUUUAAUUUAAUAUGAAGUUGUGCUUGCAAAGGAA
Molecule: messenger RNA, 1581 nt
Organism: Musa acuminata subsp. malaccensis (wild Malaysian banana)
Lineage: Eukaryota; Viridiplantae; Streptophyta; Magnoliopsida; Zingiberales; Musaceae
Source: RefSeq, a predicted model, not a curated record